Molecule: messenger RNA, 1198 nt
Organism: Hylaeus anthracinus
Lineage: Eukaryota; Metazoa; Arthropoda; Insecta; Hymenoptera; Colletidae
Product: mitochondrial intermembrane space import and assembly protein 40-B
Exons: 2
Coding region: 559-1029 (156 amino acids)
Biological process (GO): protein import into mitochondrial intermembrane space
Cellular component (GO): mitochondrial intermembrane space
Molecular function (GO): protein-disulfide reductase activity
Source: RefSeq, a predicted model, not a curated record
GCUUGUCUCCUUUUUAUAUCAUGGAGGCAUGAAUGAAACGCCGCAAAGUGCUUUACGCGAAGCAUCGACCAAAAGUGCUGUAGUAAAUUCGCGAAUAUUCAAUGUGAGUCGCGAGUUAGUGUUCUGUGUACUAUGUAUUACUUAGACGUUUCUCUAGAACUUCCACAUUGUUCCAACCUCGAGGUAUCACAGGUUUAUUUGAAGAAAAACAUUCUUCAAUCCUUAAGGCAAUUAUUUGGGGAGGAAGGAACUAAGUAUACCAUUGAUAUUCUGAAGUAUAAUCCAAAGGAUCGCAGAUUUAUUUUACGGUGUCCGGACGAUUGUUACAUACGUUUAAGAGCUGCCUUAACUCUGGCUGUAAAAUACGAAGGAGAAUUGUGCACUUAUACAAUUCAUCGUGCCUCGUUUAAUUUAUUAUCAUUUACUGCCAAUAGUAGAACUUACCAGCAUUAAAGAAUAAAAAACUAGAAAAAUUCAUAUUUGGAAUAAGGUAACUCAUUCGUGCCUUUGUUUUAAGGAAAAUAUCAUACAUUUUUUGUAUGUUUAUAUCGAUCAACUAUGUCGCUAACACAUAAAGAAGGAAAAGAUACUAUAAUAUUCGCAUCAAAAGAAGACCAUGCGACACCUAGUACAAUAGAACUUCCAGAACCAGAACCAAGUCCUGGUCUCUUGUUACCCAAUGGAGAGAUUAACUGGAACUGUCCUUGUCUGGGUGGUAUGGCUACAGGGCCGUGUGGCUUAGAGUUCAGAGAAGCCUUUUCUUGUUUCCACUACUCUACCGCGGAAACGAAAGGUUCCGAUUGCUACGAAGCAUUUAAAACGAUGCAAGUAUGCAUGACCCAGUAUCCUGCGCUAUAUGGAAGUAAAGAUACGAAUCUAGAUGACAUUGACGAAGACAUGGAAGACGAAGAACACGAAAAAAAUACAAAGGCCAGUAGUGGCACGCACGAACAAUUAGAACCAAAGAAGGAAGAAAGAACAGACUCCUCUAGUACUAAAAAUAAAGUAGAACGAAGUAACGUUAAUUGAAUAAGGUUCGUCUUGCCAGUGAACAAGUAAUACAAUGCAAUCCUGUCACAAGGCAUCUAGAGAAUAUUUUUACUGGGACUUAACGAAACAGGAUCUCUGUAAUCCUUACAAAGAAUAGGUUGUAUGGAAAAGUAUGUUGGAAAAAAUAAAGUAUUCGUAAAUAUUGUUA